Messenger RNA from Radiomyces spectabilis, 796 nucleotides. RefSeq lists its product as uncharacterized. Lineage: Eukaryota; Fungi; Mucoromycota; Mucoromycetes; Mucorales; Radiomycetaceae. The transcript has a single exon. The record is from RefSeq and is a predicted model, not a curated record. Bases 241 to 717 code for a protein of 158 amino acids.
ACAUUGAAGGUUGUAGACUGUCGAGUCAUCAGUGCUCGAGUCGCCGUCGUCGCCAUCGUCGCCAUCGUCGCCAUUGUUAUUGUUGCUGUAAUUGGUGAUAUUAUCACUGGCCACCGUAUUGUUUCCCGAGGACAAAAGGAUGCUGUGGGCCUUGAUCUUCGGUAUACGUAAUGUAUCCUCUGAGUCUGUCAAAUUUGACGUAGCUGAGUAAGUUUCUUAUCGCUAAUCUGUAUAUCUUUUAUGCUUACUUGUGGUGGGAAAACGAUGGAAGCGGUAGAGGCAGUACAACUUGACUGUUACGGUCUGGCUGCUCAUGUUCUCCGUGCUGAAUUGUCAAACGAAUGGGACCACUGGCAAGGUCGAUUUUGCCCUCGAUGGCGCAAUAAGGACACCCAUACGCAGUACUUGCGGGGCGCGCUCUUCCGCUGGGAUUUGGCGCUGCACAUCCUCUCCUUGCAUGAAAUAGGCAGUGAAGUAUUAAUCUUUUGUAAUUCUGGACCUUGUUUGGUUAUGCUGAAGUGCUUCCAAGUCGCGAAGGAUAAUGUCUUUAUCAGACGGUGCCUCCAUGGCGAGAUCAAGAGCGACAAUACCGGUAAAGUUGUAAUGAAGAACGUCAUCAGCACCUUCAGAUGGAAAAAUCGGGGAAGAGCAGCCACCAGGUCGCCCAGAAAAAUCCAUUCGCAUAAAAAGUUUCUUUUUCCGUACUCCGCCAGGUGAAAAUCGACAACCUCCCAAAAUACUUCACGUACACGUGCCUUCAUUUUGUCAUAAGCUAUUCGUUGAAGAUCCGAUGCAG